Molecule: messenger RNA, 2598 nt
Organism: Rhinolophus ferrumequinum (greater horseshoe bat)
Lineage: Eukaryota; Metazoa; Chordata; Mammalia; Chiroptera; Rhinolophidae
Product: sperm-associated antigen 6
Exons: 11
Coding region: 140-1669 (509 amino acids)
Biological process (GO): epithelial cilium movement involved in extracellular fluid movement; filopodium assembly; sperm axoneme assembly
Cellular component (GO): sperm principal piece; axoneme; acrosomal vesicle
Molecular function (GO): microtubule binding
Source: RefSeq, a predicted model, not a curated record
CGCCGGUACACAAAGAGGACAGUUUGCCGUUGGAAGCCGAGUGGCCUCCGCAGUCGCCCCUUCCACGCGGACUCGCUGGCCCGGCGCACACGAACAGCGUCGCCCCGGAGGUCGUGGCCGGCGGAGAGCUGCGGGCGCCAUGAGUCAGAGGCAGGUGGUGCAAGUAUUCGAGCAGUACCAGAAAGCCCGGACCCAGUUCGUGCAGAUGGUGGCAGAGCUGGCGACCAGACCCCAAAACAUCGAGACCCUGCAGAACGCGGGUGUAAUGUCUUUGCUGAGACCUCUUCUUCUGGAUGUGGUCCCAACAAUUCAACAGACUGCAGCUUUGGCUCUUGGGAGACUGGCUAAUUAUAAUGAUGACCUAGCGGAAGCAGUUGUGAAGGGAGACAUUCUUCCACAGCUUGUUUAUUCGUUGGCAGAACAGAAUCGUUUUUACAAGAAAGCAGCUGCCUUCGUGUUACGAGCAGUUGCUAAACAUUCUCCUCAACUAGCUCAGGCAAUAGUUGAUUGCGGAGCACUGGAUACGCUGGUGAUAUGCUUGGAAGAUUUUGACCCUGGAGUCAAGGAGGCUGUAGCCUGGGCUCUUGGAUAUAUUGCAAGACAUAAUGCAGAACUGUCACAAGCUGUGGUGGACGCGGGAGCGGUUCCUCUUUUAGUACUCUGUAUCCAGGAGCCAGAAAUUGCUUUGAAAAGGAUUGCUGCUUCGGCUCUCAGCGAUAUUUCAAAGCACUCCCCAGAGUUGGCACAGACAGUGGUGGAUGCGGGAGCAAUUGCUCACUUAGCCCAGAUGAUCCUGAACCCUGAUGCUAAACUGAAGCGUCAGGUCCUUUCAGCUCUCAGUCAGGUUGCAAAACAUUCUGUGGAUCUGGCAGAAAUGGUGGUUGAAGCAGAGAUUUUCCCAGUUGUACUUACCUGUCUGAAGGACAAAGAUGAAUACGUGAAGAAAAAUGCUUGUACUUUAAUUAGAGAGAUUGCAAAACAUACACCCGAGCUCUCACAGUUGAUAGUUAACACAGGGGGAGUUGCUGCUGUGAUCGAUUGCAUUGGGUCCUGCAAAGGCAACAUUAGGCUGCCUGGCAUCAUGAUGCUUGGUUAUGUCGCGGCUCAUUCUGAGAACCUGGCGAUGGCGGUCAUCAUUUCCAAGGGCGUGGCCCAGUUGUCAAUCUGCUUGUCAGAAGAAACGGAAGAUCAUAUUAAGGCAGCUGCUGCUUGGGCCUUGGGACAGAUUGGGAGACACACUCCAGAGCAUGCGCGGGCUGUGGCAGUCACAAAUACUUUGCCAGUUCUGCUUUCAUUGUACAUGUCAACAGAAAGCUCAGAGGAUCUUCAAGAAAAAAGCAAAAAAGCCAUAAAGACUAUCCUACAAAAAUGCACCUAUUUACCAGCCCUUGAGCCAUUUCUAUAUGAUGCCCCUCCCAAUAUUCUGAAGCAUGUGGUUGGACAGUUCAGUAAGGUGCUGCCACAUGAUAGCAAAGCUCGACGACUUUUUGUAACAAGUGGUGGACUUAAAAAGGUUCAAGAGAUAAAAGCAGAACCUGGCUCUCUCCUUCAAGAAUACAUUAACAGUAUUAACAACUGUUAUCCAGAGGAAAUUGUGAGGUAUUAUUCUCCUGGAUAUUCAGAUACACUUCUGCAAAGAGUGGACAGCUAUCAACCAAUUAUUAAUUAAACAAAGUUGUAUUUUUAUACUUGAAUUACAGCAGAAUACAUAUGAAUAACAAUUAUUAAAGCUCUUUCUAAAUAUUUGAACUAAGUACAUUCUAGAUUUAUUCAAUGUGAAAUACCUUUGGAUAAUAUUUUCUAAAUUUAUGUAAUACUUUAAAAAUUAGUGGUUUGUAUAUGUGAGAAAUUAUUCAUGGUCAUUUAUACAAGACUUUCUCUAAACAUAGAAUUUAAAAAAGACAUUAAAGGGUUUUAAGACAUUUGUUAUCGUUCUGUUAAAAACCAUAUAUAUACACACGCACACACCCCCAACUAGAUACAGAUGAAAGAUGGUAUUCAAAAACUCAAAGUAUUUUGGCCAAUUCCUCAUAAGCUUAGGCAAGGAAAGCUAGCCUUGCAAAUUCCACAGUAGAAUAUAGAAGGGAAAUAGUUGAAAGGGGAAACUGAUAACAGAAGUACAGGGCACUUGAAAGAGACUCUGUUGCUGGUUACAUAAAUGCAUUAACUGAACACACAGAAUCUAUGGAUAACCUGUCAGAUUUUCUUAAGAACUUAGGAAACUCUCCCCUUCAUCCCAAGUUUUCCAGACUCUUUUCUUACCCUACCUAAACUGUUCCUUACCUUUCAAGGGGUUGGAGAGGAUAGAAGUCAACAUUAAGCAUUAUAUUACUGCUGACAUGCUUUCCAUUUUCACUAAAAAGGUUUCUUAUUCUAGCUCUACUCAUGAAUAAACAAGGAAGUAGGCAUGUAAAAUGAGUCAUCAGUAUUCCCUUGUCCUAGCUUCACUUACCCAAGUUUCAAAAGUCACAUAUUUUCAGAGAUUUAAGAUAUAAUUAGAAAAGAAUACCAUCAGGCUCAGAUUUUAUAUGCAUCUUUACUUAGGGAAUUAAAAAGGGGCUGGGAGGGGUUCAAAUAAAAUUUUAAAUAAAAACAGCA